UUUCCACCUUGAACAUCAUCAUGAUCCCAGAGGACCCUGCUUUCUAUCUCACAGAAACAGACCGUCAAGUCCUGGCCCAGACUGACGAGGAAUUCAUCUACCAUGACUGGAAAGAACUUCAAGCCAUCAUUGCGCGCAAUGAACUCGGUAUUCUGAAGCGGAAACCCUCCGAUCUCCUCAGAUAUCUCCAAUGGACCAAAGAAAUCAAGAGUGAGUAUGGUUCCAUCAUAAACUACAUCUGCCAGCGUCGUCUGGGAUGGAAUCUACCGGAGACCACCACCACCACCACCACCACCACCACAAAUGGCGCAAGUGGGCCCAUGUCCCUCGCCUUCAAGAACCCGAUCCCCUUUGCCGACCCCGCGGAUUACAAGACCCUCCGCAAUGACUGGCCCUACGGGUUGGCCCCGGGCAUCUCCCAUCUAGUCGUUUGGUCCCGGACCCCGAUCGCCGUGAAAGACCACACGGGAGAAAUCACUGAGGAGUCCCGCGUCCUGAUUGAGGCCUUUGUGCAGAGGACUUUUGUCGCCCGGCUUGCAAAGGAAACGGACGCCUUUCCAAACCCGAACUCGCAUGUCUUGUGGUUUAAGAAUUUUACGGCAUUGCAGAGUGUGAGGGGCUUGGAGCAUGUGCAUGUCUUGCUUCGCGAGGUUCCUGAUCAUCUGUUGCGGGAGUGGACGGGGGAGUAAGACAUGAUAUGAUGAUUUACAUCUUUUUGAUAUAGAAGGUCCUUCAAGCAUAGUGCACUACUCUAGAUUAGAUAAGAUUUACUCACUUUUAACCUGCUCAGUAUUGGGAAUCCUGCAAGA
Molecule: messenger RNA, 809 nt
Organism: Aspergillus ochraceoroseus IBT 24754
Lineage: Eukaryota; Fungi; Ascomycota; Eurotiomycetes; Eurotiales; Aspergillaceae
Product: GIG1 family protein
Exons: 2
Coding region: 21-689 (222 amino acids)
Biological process (GO): N-acetylglucosamine metabolic process
Cellular component (GO): cytoplasm
Source: RefSeq, a predicted model, not a curated record